AACCCGAUGUGUUCACCUCCGAUUCACAGUCUCUGGAUUGAAUUCUACUUUCCAACUUGAAAGGUUUCUUUCUCCCUGCACGGGCGCCUGUUUAUUCACCGAAGGAUUAACUGAACAGUGAAAGUCCUUCAAUUGUUGCAUGAAUAAACAUUUCCAUUGACACACAAUUUGCACAGGUAGUUCUUGGAUUACUGGAAGUCACACAUACAGUGUGGGGAUGAGGUGGCUUGCAGUCGGAUGAGUAAAGAGGUUGCAGCAAUCAUGAGUAACGGUUUCUCAGAAGACCAGUUUUCAGAGUUCAAGGCUGCGUUCUCGCUCUUCGACAAAGAUGGCGACGGGACAGUGACCAGCGAUGAACUGGCGGUGGUGCUGAGGUCAAUUGGCCUCAACCCGACGAAGAGGGAGCUAGACAAGAUCAUCAAAGAAGCUGACGCAGACGGUAACAACACGAUCGAGCUGAAUGAGUUCCUAGCAACCAUCAGUCAAAAGAUGGUGCAAGAGGAGAAAGGUCGAGCCGAUGACGACAUCAUGACGGAACAGGAAAUCAAGAAAACCUACGAUAUUUUCGACAGCAAUGGGAAUGGUUACAUAAGCGCCUGUGAUAUCCGUCGGGUUGGCGCCCUCUACGGUGAGUGUUUCACAGACGAAGUGGCCAAUCAGAUGAUCGGAGAGGCCGACACAGAUGCCGAUGGGCGUGUCACGUAUCGAGACUUCCUGAAAAUGAUGAGGUCAACGUAGAGCGGAAUACAUCCAGCACUGUCCCCAAGGGAGGAAACGGCAAUACUAAAUGUCUCAAAUAGACCAGCUGUGGUUGCAGGAAACUGAACCACACGUAUAGCACUAAUUGUAUAUUUCUAGAAGUUGUACAGUGAAUGUGAAACAUAGAUUAGACAUUUUAACGAACUCAUAUUUAUUUUAUUCUAUAAAGUUCUUAAUAAUGAUGACGAUUAAAAGGCCACUUUAUGGUAUUUGUAUAAAGACAUCAGAGUUUUUAGAAAUGUGUUAAGGAUAUUUUUUUCUAACGGCAACGCUCUAGGAUGUUAGUAUUUUUGUAUUUAUGGAAAACAAUGUAUAUUGGUACACUGACGAAUAAUAUAAUUGGAAUGGUGCUUGUAAUUAAAAUAAGCGUGUGUAACGAAA
Molecule: messenger RNA, 1140 nt
Organism: Patiria miniata (bat star)
Lineage: Eukaryota; Metazoa; Echinodermata; Asteroidea; Valvatida; Asterinidae
Product: calmodulin-like
Exons: 6
Coding region: 238-738 (166 amino acids)
Molecular function (GO): calcium ion binding; enzyme regulator activity
Source: RefSeq, a predicted model, not a curated record